UGUGUUUAUGUGAUAUGCAGUUUCUUGGUGUUAAUGUGUGUCCUUGUAGUUGAAGAGGGAUGAUUUGUUCAUAAGUGUUGUGGCAGUAGAAAUAUAGUGUGUGAGGACUGAUGCAUUCAUGUGUGUAUGUGUGUGUUAGAAGGUGGCAAUAUAGCUUACAGGAAGACUGACCUGAAUAUCCUCUGACUUUUUGGAAAAUGGCUGGUGUUUGCUCAUGUGAUUCUUGCCUGCAGUGUGUGUGUGUGUGUGAAUGAGAUAGGAUCCUGCAGUCAAUAAUGUCCAGGUCUCUGGUUUCUAAUUGUGUUUGAAGAUGGGGCAGGAACACAUGAGAGUAUAGGCAUCUCUGAGUCUCAGAGAAAUAUGCUUGGUUGUACUGAAACACUUACUAUAGAUCAUCAAUACAUUCAAGUAAAGCUAUCAGCUAUUAAUAUGUUCAUAACAACAUGCCUGGUUUUAGAAAAGGCAGCUAAGUCCAUAAAGACAAAUUAACAUUAUAAUGUGAACUUGCAAUAUUUUAAUUUUGAUAAAGAAAAAUAUAUAUAGACAUAUGCACUAAAUGGUGGAGAAACAUUAUGUAGUGGGCCCAUUUAUUGAUAAAUUUUGAUCUUGAGCAGAAAAUCUUGAAGGAAAAAUUCAAUACAUUAAUUAAAAUUAAGGUUUUUGAAUGACCUAGUCAAAGCUCAGAAAACCUUCUGUGGAUUCAAUACUUUUAAGAUCCUCCUAUGUGGCUGAAAGAAGAAAAAAGCUAGUUGCUACUCAUCACAAACACUUGAAUCUUUUUCACACUGGGUUAUGUUUGUUUUUAUAACUUUAUAUUUUAAUAAAUAACACAAUAUUUUAAGUACUACUUCUUAAUUUUACUAAUAUUAUCUUUGAUGUAGAAUUUAAAAAGCAGAGUACGAUAAGAGGAAAUCUGGUAAUUUUACCUGUAAAGUAUGUAGAUUUGGACUUUUGCAAAAUGUUUGAGAAAAAUAUGACUCUACAUGCAUUUAUUUGUUUUUUUAUUUCACAAAUGCAGAAAAGUGUUUCAGUAAAAACAAUAUUUUAAAGCAUCAAUAAUCAGAAGGGGGAAAGAAUCAGUCCAGGUUAGACCCUUAACAUUUUGUCAAAAGCUUUCAAAACACUAUUUUUGGCCUUUUGGCAAAUAAAAUAAUGUUUUCUUCUACCUUAAUCUGUGUUUUUAGUAAUCCCCGUUUGGUCAACUUUGGUCAUUGUGUAGAUUAUUGAUCUGAGCAGAGAUGAUUAUAUGCAGACCAGGUUUUUUUGAAAAACAGUGAACUCUUCCAUUUUUUUGAUUCAGCUUGGGAGCUAGUACAGUGUAUGGUCUUGUUUUCAAGUUAGUCAGACAUAUAGACUACAUCAACAAUGAUCUGUGGGUUUAGUACAUUUUUCUAAUGUUAGAAAUAAAAAUUGUUGCCUGCUGAUACAAACCAUUUUGAAAAUGUUUUGCUACUACACACUGAUUUGGAUGAAAUCUGGAAAGCCUUAGCUCUACAAUAGCUAACCGUAAACAUCUGGUUCUUCAAUCAUGUAAAAUUGUAGAUUUUUACCAUGUUUCUCUGGUUCUUCUAUGUCAUUUCCACAUGACUGUAGUUAGUCUACUGAUAUAAUUUGGGCCUUCCAUCUUCUCUAUCCACAGCUAAAUGGCAGCUGGUUGCAGAGAUGCACCAUCUGUUUUUUUAUUUCAACAAAUUAGUCCUUAGUGAUAUAAAUUUGUUGGAUGAAAACAAGCAUUACUGGCAUCGUUUUUGAGGAAUUUAUGUUUUUACUUUCUGCUGAUGACUGAACUAUUUUGUAAAAGCAGGUAGAGCCCUGUUCAUAGUUAUUGAGACAUCUGGAAAACACAGUCUGUAAAACACAUUCACUAAAUUAUAAUAAUGAACAGAAAAAUAUUCUACAUUUAGAUUUUAUCAAGUAGAAAUCAUGUAAGAAAAUAGAACAUAUGAUUAAUGUUAAUUUACUCAGCUAGGACAAUAAUCAUGUUAAAAAUAGUUUAAUUGAAUCAUUAGUGACAUUCUGAUGACCAUGAUAAGUCUUAAAAUGAUGAAUACAGAUGAUUAUUUUCCUUAGCCAGUGUUCAUGUUUAUCUUCAUUUGUGACAGUCAGAGCAAGAAAUAAUACUAAUUAUAGUAUUUAGUAGCGUAAAUAAAACCCCUUACAUCUAUUUAUGUCAAUAUAUACAUGUAGUUGUGUGUUGGUGCAUGUGUGUGCAUGUUGAUGCACCAUAUGCCACAGUUCUGUUGCCCAUUUUCUUCUCCUCUCCCUCGCUACAUUCCUCCAUCUCUCCCCUCUUCUCCAGCCAUAUACGGUCAUUUAAUUAUUUAUCCAUGUCUUUCCUCUUCUUGUGAUCCUUCUAUUUCUGCCUCACUCUGCCUCAUUUCCUCUUCCUCUCCAUUUCGUCCUUCAUCAUUCCCUCCCUCCCUCUCUCCUUCCUGCUGGCCAUUCCCAUUCCCGGGAAACUCUUCCUUUCGUUUUGACAAACAUGCAAAGCCAUGUUUCAGUGCUCAUAUCCUGCUGAUUUUUUUAUUCCCUGCAUCCAAAUUUUGAUCUUAGCUCUCUUAUUUCACACAUGCUCCUUGUCUUGACGAGUACAAUAUUGAUUAAUUACUAUUUUGAAUUGAAAAGCUACAUGUUCUGCAUUUCUUUCUGGAAGAAACCACAAAGCAUAAAAUAUUUAAGUAAGAAGUGAUUUAAUAAAAUGUAAACCAAUCAAGAAUUCAUCACAGCUUUGCUUUUGUUUUUAUUGAUCAAAUGGUAUUCAUGCAUUAUUCACUUGUUAUUUUACUGCAUUAGUCUUUAUUAAAUUGUUCCUGUAAAUAUGAACUUUGUUUGAAUAUCCUAAAAGACUUGAAUAAAAGACUUGUUCAGAGGUAACAAGCAAUUGCUGCAAGUUGGUGAUUUGAUGCAAUUGGCUGGGCUUAGUUAGAUGUACUUUUAUGUAUCAAAAUUACAUGAGCAACCUAAUUUGAGUGUUUUGUUAUACAGUUCAGAUUGGAUUGGACUGCAAGAUUGGAUUUUAGUCUUAUGUCAAAAUCUGAUUUCAUCUGAAUUUAGACUUAAAUUGUUAGAAAUUUUCAUGUCUUGCCUUGCAAAAUGAUUCAGGUUGCAUUUGUUGUCAAUUGGUUCAAUAUAAACCAAGAUUUGUUAAGAAACAAAUCUUGUCAGUCUUGUUCUUUAUAACUGGCACACAAUUUUAUAUUCUAAUGUUAAUAAUAAGGAUUACAAUAUUAGUUGCUUAGCUUGUUGUGCCUAAAGUAGUAUGUGGUGAAGUAAAAAAAAUCCAUGUUAUUACUGUAAAUAAUUUAAUGCUGGAAAACCAGUAAAAGUCUUGUUAACUAAUAUUACCUUGGACCUUUGAGUUCUUUCAUUUUAAUUGCUGUUAAACUCUAAUAUUUGGGUAAUAUGUCAGAUUUUUAGGUUUGAUGGCAAUGAAAACAUAGGUAAGAGAAAGUUAACCUGGUGUCUUGCUUACAGUGACAAAAGUCAUGUAAAUCUCUUUUUUGUGGCAUUUGUGUGCUAAAAAAUGCCUUGGUGACAUCAGAGGUGACUGAACAGACUGGACUGACAUUUUAGUAGAAGCAUCAGAGACUAAAAUAAUCAAUUGUUAAACUAUAGUCAAAGUGUGAAAAACACCACAUGAAACACCAAGAUUUAAAAUUGUGAAGGAGCCCAGGCUACAGCAGCAGAAGACCAAUCUUGAGAUCUAACAAGAAACUGAGGCUUAAGCAACUGCCAGACUGUUACAGAUGGAAAGAAGAUCUUAAAUCUUGAUUUUAACAGUGAAAUUCAGGUGGUGGGGUCAGAGUUUGGUGUGAACUAUCUGUGUCUUUGAUGUUAAUUUAAAUAUUAUUACAUUGUUCUUUCUUGUUGUACUUGAUUCUAGCGGUAUUAUUUUAACCACAUCUACAAUAUCUUUGCCUCUUUUAUUUAGUCUUUCGUUGCAGAUAGAUAUUGUUGCUAUUCCUAUCCUCCCCUUACUUAUUUGAACCAAUCACCUCCGUGUCACUCCAUUCCUGCUUCAUCCACUUGUGUUGGCCUAUAUGGAGUUUUUUCUCCAUCCGAUCAGUGCUGGUAUCUUUUCUGCUGAGCACUGCAGUCUCUGUUAGGUGUGGUUUGAUGCGUUUGUGAGUGUCCUCCCUCCCUCUCUGCUGCUGCUGCUGUAGAGCUUACGUAACACACAGCAACGUGUACAAACAGCAAAGGGUGAGAAACACAGGGGGAUGUGGAAAAAAAAAGGAGAAAGAAAGAAGAAUGGAAAAAAAGAUGAGAUUGAUUAGGCAAUAACCUCAUUGAGAAUGGUGACAGAUUAGGAGGAAAGAACAUGUGUUCAUGUAUAUUAGAUGGUGCAAAUUGCAGCAGGAUGCCAGUGAUGUUAAUGCAUGCAUGACUGACUCAGGGACAAUGGAAUUAUACUUUCUUCAGAGCGUGAUGUUUAAACUUCAUUUAGAUGCAUGUUAUACUUGAACUGAAUGCAGAAGAAGAAGUAAUAAAUGUAAGUAAACAAGAUGAAAACACACUUAUGAGCAGUUUUUGCAUAAUUUAAAUAUAUGAAAACUGUUCAGCUGAGUCUCUGGUUUUCUUGUCGUUUAUCACCAUCUGAAAGUUAUUAAUCAAGCAGAUAAUUUAUUAGGAAAUGCAAAAUCUCUUUGUUGAUAUCUCAUGCGGUGCUGCUCCACCCUUAGGUGGAACUGUUUGGGAAGACUCUGCAAUACGGCAGGGUGGGGCCUCAGAGGAUCACCGAAAAGGAACAGAGAACCAGUAUCCAUAAAAUUAAUGGUUGCCUGUAGAAAAAAUCCACCCACACAUCAAUUGCUUUCACUCCUGACCAAGCGAAUUCUGAAGGCACCUUCUCUGCCUUUUUCUUCAGCUGAGCACCAUUUACUCGUCACUCUUUUCCCUGACCCGUUCAGGUGCUGUGACUUACAAUAGGAUGUCGAUCGUCAGCAUUGUUGCCAGGGAGAUCCUGGACUCCAGGGGAAACCCCACUGUGGAAGUGGAUCUUCGCACAGAAAAAGGUCUAUUUAGGGCUGCAGUGCCCAGUGGGGCUUCCACAGGGAUCUAUGAGGCUCUGGAGCUCCGAGAUGGCGAUAAAAGCCGUUUCAAGGGAAAAGGUGUUUUGAAGGCAGUUGGACACAUCAAUGAUACUCUGGCGCCAGCCCUCAUAGCCUCUGGCAUCAGUGUGGUGGAGCAGGAGCAGUUGGACAACACGAUGAUUGAAAUGGAUGGCACAGAAAACAAAUCUAAGUUUGGAGCCAAUGCCAUUUUGGGAGUUUCCCUCGCCAUCUGUAAAGCCGGUGCAGCAGAGAAGGACGUCCCUUUGUACCGCCAUAUAGCCGACUUAGCUGGAAACACCGAGCUUGUGCUGCCGGUUCCUGCCUUUAAUGUGAUAAAUGGAGGCUCUCAUGCAGGAAACAAACUUGCCAUGCAGGAGUUCAUGGUUCUGCCUGUUGGGGCCGAGUCUUUCAAGGAGGCCCUGAGGAUAGGAUCCGAGCUCUACCACACGCUGAAGGGCGUGAUUCAUGAGAAAUAUGGUCAGGAUGCCAUUAACGUUGGAGAUGAAGGAGGUUUUGCUCCAAAUAUCUUGGAGAACAGUGAAGCCCUGGACUUGCUGCAGACUGCCAUUGAGAAAGCAGGCUUCACCGAUAAGGUCGUAGUUGGGAUGGACGUGGCCGCCUCUGAGUUUUACCGUGAGGGGAAGUACGAUCUGGACUUCAAAUCCCCUCCGGACUCCUCCCGACACAUCAGCGGAGAAGAGCUGGCUGACAUCUACCAAAGCUUUGUCAAUAAUUACCCAGUGGUCUCCAUCGAGGAUCCAUUUGACCAGGACGACUGGGAGGCCUGGUCUCGUCUGACGGCCCAGGUGGGGAUCCAGGUUGUUGGAGACGACUUGACGGUGACCAACCCAAAAAGGAUAGAGAAAGCUGCAGAGGAGCGAGCCUGCAACUGCCUGCUGCUCAAAGUCAACCAGAUCGGCUCCGUCACUGAAGCUAUACAGGCAUGCAAGUUGGCUCAGGCCAAUGGCUGGGGAGUGAUGGUCAGCCAUCGCUCAGGGGAGACGGAGGACACCUUUAUCGCCGACCUGGUGGUGGGACUCUGUACUGGACAGAUUAAGACUGGAGCCCCCUGCAGAUCUGAGCGACUUGCUAAAUACAACCAGCUCAUGAGGAUUGAGGAGGAGCUGGGCGACCAGGCUCGCUUCGCCGGCCAUAACUUCAGGAACCCAAGCGUCCUGUGAAACCAGCUGACAGACAAGAAUGACUCACACACUCAACGCACGCAAAAUGCCCACGCAAACUGACACAAACGACUAACAAGGAAUGAGCCAUGUACAAAGAACGAUCACUGAAAUUCAGGAAAAAUACAAUCGCAAAAGAGCUAAGCAAAAGAAAUCAAUCAAUUAUGCACUAGACUUAAAAAAAGGGAGGUGAUGCUGUAUGCAGACACACAUACACUCACACACACACACGCGCACACAGUUGCAACACCUGAAAAUGCACAUGCAGGGGAACACUCUAAAGAAAACCCCAGAAUCUAUAAGCCAGACAUGCACUGUUAUUGUAGGAAUAGUUCAUGUACACCCAGGAGGCAGGCCUGCAAAGAUAACAAUUAUUGUUGUAAAAAAACAGAGGUGAAUACGUAGAAAUUCUGUAGAAUAAUAUAGUCUGAAGCACGCAACUGAAAGAGAUGAAAAAAUCAAACUUUUAAGACCAAACGAGGAUGAUGCAGAUGUAGGAACUGAGUGAAAACAACAAUAAAACAAUAAAGAGCACUCUAACACCAAAACACACAUACACACACACUCUCAGCUGUGUCUCUCUCUCUCACCUGGACACUCAAGAACCUGCACUCUUCCCAGCUCUAUCCUCCUCCCUUUCUCUCUCUAUAUUUUACUCUCCUUCUUCUCGUUGUAUCUGUGUCUCAGUUUUAACUGUUCUGGUUUUCUUCUCAACCUUGUGUGAAUCUGAUUAUUUGUCCUUCAUGGUUGAAGUCCUGCUUCUGUCCUGAAAGAAAAAAAGAAAAUCCUUAAAACUCGCAAACCUUUGACCCUUUUGGUUCCCCCGUCCCCUGUUUGUCCAUAGAAUAGCUGUGUCAAAAAAAGAAGAAAGAGCAAUGAAAAUAAAAAUAUGAAAACAAUAAUGGAACGCUUGUCAAUUAAAAUAAUGUGAAAAUAUGUGAAAUAAAGAUUAUGUUCUAAGAUUUCAA
Gambusia affinis (western mosquitofish) is the source of this 7203-nucleotide messenger RNA. RefSeq names its product gamma-enolase. Bases 4931 to 6235 code for a protein of 434 amino acids. The record is from RefSeq and is a predicted model, not a curated record. Gene Ontology annotation, biological process: glycolytic process. Lineage: Eukaryota; Metazoa; Chordata; Actinopteri; Cyprinodontiformes; Poeciliidae. Gene Ontology annotation, molecular function: magnesium ion binding; phosphopyruvate hydratase activity. The transcript is spliced from 13 exons. Gene Ontology annotation, cellular component: phosphopyruvate hydratase complex.